GUCAUCUCAGAACUCGUUCAGGCCACCAGAGGCAGACAGAUUUCCGCCUCUUUCCUCUAGAAGGAUCUCACUUUUCUUUUGAACGGACCUUGAACGGGCUGAGCCCGACACAGACGGACAGGUGCUCAACACCUGAGCUGGCCGUCCAGUCGCGCCUCACCCGCCCUUUUUUUUUCCUCCAGACUUUAUUGACAAUCCACGUAACACCUCACCUGCACAUCGCACCUGCCGCAGCGCAGGCGCUGACGUCACGAAGUAAACAGACCGCUGAUCUCGAUCGAGCUCGGGAGGACCCGGACCGUCGGUCGUGCGAGGAGCCAAACAACCUGCUGGCCAUAACCGAUUUCCAACAAUGGAUAAACACUUGAACCAGGUAGACCAUUUAUUGGAAGCUCCAGACAAGACGCGAGUGGAGAAGAUAUCUGGCAGGACCAGGAAAGUGUCGUUGAUUGUGGGCCUGGUGGUGUGUGCCGCCGUUCUGGCUCUGGUGACCGGACUGCUGGUUUGGCAUUUCCACCUGCGCCGGGACAUCAGAGUGCAGCGGGUUUACGUCGGCUCCAUCGCAAUCAAAGAUGUGUUGUUCAAGACUGAGUAUGAGGAUCCCAGAAGUUCAGAGUUCCAGAAGAUGGCCAGUCUGGUCGUGAAGGAGCUGAAACUCCUGUACUCUAGUUACUCUGUGCUGAACCAGUACCUCAGAACAUCCAGGAUCCAGGCCUUCAGUGAUGGAGAUGACAAUGGCAUUGUGGCGUACUACCACUCUGAGUUCGAGCUUCCUGUGUCCAAGCAGGCCUCCCUGGAUGAGGCCAUCAAGACUCUGGAGCCCUCCGAAGACAAGAUGCUGGAAGUAAAGGGGAGGAUGACGUUCCAUCCCAAAAGCUCUAUGAGCAUCAGCCACAUCCUGUCUGGAGCUCUGGAUCCACGCAUGGGCAGAGCCUUGGUGUCGGAGAAAGCCACCACCAAGAUCCAUAUCACGGGGGAGGGGGGCCUCCUCCAGUCUCCGGGCUUCCCGGACACUCCAUACCCUUCAAACCUUAGCCAGCAGUGGCUUCUCCAGGCCGACCCACGGCACAGAGUCAAGCUGGACUUUCACACUCUGAUCCUGGAGGAUGACUGUCAGCACGACUUCCUGAAGAUCUAUGAUUCUUUGGUGCCCAUCGAGCUAUGCGCCUUGACAGAACAGUGUGGAUACCCUCAGGAAUCCUUGACCUUCCUGUCAUCUGGGAACGUCAUGCUGUUGACGCUGGUCACCAACCAGGAGAAGAACUUCCCUGGUUUCAGAGCCUUCUACUCCCAGGUUCCUCUGGAUAGUGGAGAAUGUGGAGGAAGACUGUUAGGAGAGAAAAGCUCGUUCUCUUCUCCGUUCUUCCCCUCCAACUACCCACCAAAGGCAUCAUGCCAAUGGGACAUUCAGGUCUCAAAGGAGAGGUUUAUCAAGUUAGAGUUUGAAAAGUUUGCUGUGGGAAAUCAAAGCGAGGAGUGCCUCCAUGAUUACCUGGAAGUUGACCAAGAUCGAUUCUGUGGCAGGAAGUUAAAAAGCAGUUUCAUCAUCAUCAAAAGCAGCAAGGCCACCGUGACGUUUCAGUCUGGCUCAUCCUAUGUUGACCAGGGUUUCCUCAUCAGAUAUGAAUCUUUCAUUCCGUCUGAUCCUUGUCCCAAACAGUUCCGCUGCAGCAGCAACCUUUGCAUCAACACAACUCUGCAGUGUGACGGCUGGAACGAUUGUGGAGACAACAGUGAUGAGAUGUCCUGCAUCUGCAGGAAGUCUUACAUUAAGUGCAAAAACGGCUUGUGUAAGCCCCAGAUGUGGACGUGUGAUGGAUACAAUGACUGUGGAGACGGAACUGAUGAGGAGAACUGCAACAGAUGUAAAGAUGGGGGCUUUUUAUGCAGAAGCGGUCGCUGCAUCUCCCAGAGUCUGAAGUGUAACGGAGAAAAUGACUGUGGCGAUGGCUCCGAUGAGUCCCAAUGUAAACGAUCACUGGUGCUGGGUUGCUCAGAGUUUACCUUCCGCUGUGCAAAUGGUCGCUGCAUCAGUAAAAUCAACCCUGAGUGCGAUGAAGAGCAGGACUGUGAGGAUGGCUCAGACGAGGCAGACUGUUCAUGCGGCAUUGUGCCGUUCCGCAGUUCCCGUGUUGUGGGCGGCGUGGUGUCUAAGGAGGGGGAGUGGCCCUGGCAGGUCAGUCUUCACUUCAAGGGGGAGGGGCAUGUGUGCGGUGCGUCGGUGCUGAACAACCGCUGGCUGCUAACUGCCGCUCACUGUGUCCAGGACAGCCAAGUCAAAAGAUACUCUGAAGCCCACCACUGGGAGGCGCUGUUGGGUCUGCAUGUGCAGGGUCAGACCAACGAGUGGACAGUGAAGAGGAGGGUGAGACGGAUCAUCGCCCACGAAGACUUCAGCUAUGAAACCUAUGACAACGACAUCGCCCUGAUGGAGCUGGACGCCGACGUCCGCCUCAACCAAUACAUCUGGCCCAUCUGCCUGCCCUCCCCCGCCCAUGACUUCCCAGCAGGCCAAGAGGCCUGGAUCAGUGGCUGGGGGGCCACCUCUGAAGGAGGGUUUAGAGAAAAAUUCCUGCAGAAGGCAGCCGUCCGGAUUGUGAACACCACAGUGUGCAGCAGCCUGAUGGAGGACCAGAUCACGGACAGGAUGCUGUGUGCUGGAGUCCUCGAGGGAGGUGUGGAUGCCUGUCAGGGCGACUCUGGUGGGCCCCUGACUGUCCAAAAAAACAGGGAUGAGCGGGCCUUCCUGGCUGGAGUGGUGAGCUGGGGUGAAGGCUGCGGUCAGAAGAACAAAGCAGGCAUCUACACCCGGGUCACCAAGUUCCGCUCCUGGAUAAAGGAGAACUGUGGAUUGUAGCAGCUCCAAGCUGGACUUACCAUAUGAACUCUGUGUAUCCUGGACAACGGAAGGCUUUUGGGAGGAACAAAAGAAAAAACUAAGAAUACUGUCACUGAUCAACUGUUUCAAUUAAGUUCUAUUCAUUUAAAAAGUAUUUUUAGGAUUCAUGGCCUAACAGAGAUCAUCCUCCAAAACUAUAGUUUGGACUAAAAUAAAGUGGUGUAAGGUGAUGAGGGGAUUUUUGACAAUUAAGUUGUUUCCUUUGUUCAAAGAUGUUAUUUUUGCACUCGAGUUGAAAAUGUGAUGUGUGAAUCAUUGCCCAUUGUUGGAAUGUUUGUCUUUCACUACUAUGAGGUGCAGGUUUGGAGGUUGGGGGUGUGUGUGGUGUCAUCACCAUAACAUUCAGAUGGAGCAACUGUUUGGAGUCAUGAGCCUCUUACUGAAGAAAGAUGUUUGCUUGUUUGUCCCUAAUAAAUAUGCUAACAGCCUAAAGAA
Oryzias latipes (Japanese medaka) is the source of this 3334-nucleotide messenger RNA. It is a transcript of the gene st14b, whose product is annotated as ST14 transmembrane serine protease matriptase b. NCBI's taxonomy places the organism in Eukaryota, Metazoa, Chordata, Actinopteri, Beloniformes, Adrianichthyidae. The record is from RefSeq and is a predicted model, not a curated record. Gene Ontology annotation, biological process: proteolysis. Gene Ontology annotation, molecular function: protein binding; serine-type endopeptidase activity.